GGCCUGAAUGUGAAUUUGUGAGCAGACAUUUGGACCAGAAGCCGAUAACAACGUGUCUUUUUUCUUCUUUCUUUUUUCUUUUUCAAACAGAACCUCUCAACCACCACUGACCACUGAGCUGUCUAGGCGGUAUGUCGUUUCUCACUGACGGCCGUAGAUCGGUAAUCGCUCGUGACAAUCCCUCAGCUGGACCAGGGGUGAAAGCUCAGCGGGACUGGGUGGGGAUUCGAGCAGAAGCAAGCAGGAUCAAGGAACCCAGGCUAAUUGAGGGUCGUCGUCGUCAGGCCAAGGUACCGGCCGGUACAGUAGGCAAUCCAGGUAUGUAGACGUAAGGAAUGUAGGGCUAAGAGGGGAGUCGAUUUGAGGCCGGCAUGCAUGCAAGCAACCUCGAGGGAGGGCAAGGCGGUGUUUCACGCGCGACUUGGAGGUGUGCUGGAUACAAUUCCGUUUUGGUGACUUCUGCCGAGACCGACUGGCCGGUCCAGGUCGGGGUUGAUUAAGUUGGAAACGUGGAGUUGGGUUUUGGCAAAAGUUACGC
This is a messenger RNA of Colletotrichum navitas, 538 nucleotides long. RefSeq lists its product as uncharacterized. The record is from RefSeq and is a predicted model, not a curated record. Lineage: Eukaryota; Fungi; Ascomycota; Sordariomycetes; Glomerellales; Glomerellaceae. Bases 132 to 326 code for a protein of 64 amino acids. The transcript has a single exon.